AUGAUGAAAUUUGUCUUGGUCUUUAUUGUUGCUUGUUGCUCAGCACAAAACAAACCGCUAAUUGGGCGAGAUUUUGCUCAACACUACUCUCGUAUCCGUUUAUUCGAAUAUGACAGUUAUUCAGAUGCGAAAUUUCUUAAAUUUAACAUUAAUGGACCAACAAAAUUAGCCAAUUGGUCAUUGACAAUAGCUACUGAAGGAAAAUGUCCCGAACAGUUCGCUAAUAUACACUUCUAUUUGCAAUAUGGUGCAUAUCCAUUAACUGCACCACGAAAUGAAACAUUUCCACAAGGAUUUAUCACUAGUCGUCAUCAUCUUUUUAAGUUAAUUUUUAAUCAAACACUAAUUAAUCCAUUAAUUCAAAUUAAUAGUCCUUUAAUAGGAACAUGGUUUGCGAUGACAUUUAUCGAUCGUUCGACAUCCACUAUUGGACGAAAAAUUUCUAAUGCAGGAUGUAAUUUUUAUUUAUCAACUUGGCUCGAUUAUGAAGUUAUACCAAUACCCUUGACAUUGACGUUCAAUGAUCCCGUUCAAAUUGUUCUAAACAAUGAUAAACCAUCGAUUUAUGCAUCUUAUUAUACAUCAGUAGGAAAUGCUCGAUUGAUGAUUUUAUCGGAAUGGUCAAGUAAUUGUGAUAUAAAAAUUUUCGCUAAAAUACAUUCACUUCCAAGUGCUUCUUUAUAUGAUUAUAAAACAGCUUGUAAAAGUAAAACAUGUUUGAUAGAACUCGAUCAAUUAUCUGGAUUUUUGUGGGUUUAUUUUGAAAUAACAGUUAGUAAUUUAUCAUGUUUAGUUAAUCCGAUUUAUGGUCAUUUGCUUAUUCGGCCAAUAGAAUGUCUAUCUUCAAACAAUGUGUGCAUUCAAUCUUUUCCAACACGGCGAAUAAUGUUUAAUUAUUAUUAUGACUUUUUAUAUGUACCGAUAUAUACAACAAAUCGAUUAACUAGCAGCAGUACUAGUUCUAUCACUUUCAACGAACAAGCUUUUUCAACAUAUUCAUAUGAAUUUAUUGUUGAUGAUAGAAAUAUUGGUGGAACAUUACAUUUUGAUUUUGAAUCUCGUAUUAUGCCUUUCGUAUCGUUAAAUGCGAAUAUUAGUAUUCUUGGGUGCAUAUCAAAAUUUCGACCACGUUUCUAUGAUACAUGUGAAAACGACUAUCGAAUAGUUAUUGAAAAAAAUUCCAUGGUAAUCCGAUCAAUACCUUACCCUGAAAUGGCUUCUUGGUAUAUAACAUUAAAAUAUGCUUGCAACGGUUUAGUGAAUGAAUGCGCAAAUGCUUCACUGACACUCAUGUCUCAAAUAUCAUCAUCUCAAUGUACAAAACAGCAAUGUGGAACGUAUGGUAUUUGUAGAAUAUUGACAUCACAACAAAAUGUAUUUUCAACUUGUACAUGUCUUGGUGGCUAUCGUGGAUAUGGCUGUACCGAUCGUACUCAUGCUUAUGCAUCGAAAAGUUUAUCGAGUGUCCUUUUUUUGACAAUUAGUAAUUUAAUGUUUUUACCAGCUAUAAUCUUGGCAAUUUAUCGACAUUUAUACAUCGAAGCACUUGUCUAUUUUUUCAAUAUGUUUUUUUCUACGUUUUAUCAUGCAUGCGAUCAAGAUAUGAAUAAAUUUUGCAUAUUUAAAUAUGACGGUUUACAAUUAUCUGAUUUUAUUGGUUCAUAUGCAUCGUUUGUUAUUACAUUAAUAACUAUGGCAAUAGUGCCAAGAUCAACGAAAGUCUUUCUCUUUAUGUUAGGCGUAUUAACAUGCAUUGUUAUUAAUUCACGUGAUCGAUUUGAUCAUUUUCAAUUUAUCUUCUUGAUUAGUAUUACAUUUUUGUUUACAAUCGUAACUUGGGCUAUCGGUUCGAUUAAACAACGUCGUCUACGACCAUCGUCAAAACAUCUUCUAUUUUAUACGCCUGGAUUUCUAUUAGCCUUAGCCGGACUUAUUUUAUUUGCAUUUUGUGAAACAGAUGAAAACUAUUGGUAUACACAUAGUUUAUGGCAUAUAUUUAUUGCGGGUUCAAUACUAUUUUUUCUGCCACACAAAAAAUCUUCAAAACGCCAAGCAACGGCUACUACAUUAGAUGUAAAUAUAAAUAAUGAGAGUCCAUCAAUUGGUACUGAUAAUCCAGCACUGCGACCACCCAUUGACAAUGCUUCUUUAUCAUCGUCGAAUACGGAUUCAUCGAAAAAAUCAACCGACAAUCUUCUUAGUUAA
Molecule: messenger RNA, 2205 nt
Organism: Rotaria socialis
Lineage: Eukaryota; Metazoa; Rotifera; Eurotatoria; Philodinida; Philodinidae
Source: the annotation of a GenBank genome assembly